This is a messenger RNA of Populus trichocarpa (black cottonwood), 5298 nucleotides long. RefSeq lists its product as uncharacterized. Lineage: Eukaryota; Viridiplantae; Streptophyta; Magnoliopsida; Malpighiales; Salicaceae. The transcript has 6 exons. Gene Ontology annotation, molecular function: RNA-DNA hybrid ribonuclease activity; nucleic acid binding. Gene Ontology annotation, biological process: DNA integration. The record is from RefSeq and is a predicted model, not a curated record. The coding region runs from base 1 to 5298 and encodes 1765 amino acids.
AUGGAGAACGAAGAAAGAGCUCACUUGGAGUCACAUUAUCAGACUGAGUUGGAGUCUGUAAAGAAUGAAGUUUCUCGGCUAACCGACUUACUUGAGCAGCUUCUAAGGGCUAAGAAUGGGGAGGGAACAUCAGCACGACAGCUUGAAGGAGCGCCAACAGUUCACAUUCCUCAAGCAUCUCAAAACCAGGGGGCAAACUCGGCCAAUGAACAACAGUUUGUGCCUAUUACUCCUAUCUUACCACCUCAUACUCCAGUCACUGUUGACUUAACAACGGAGGGAGUCCCGGAUAUUAGGUCUCCCACUGAGAGGAUAGAACAGGGGAUCAAAGCUGGGCGAAUAGCAAUGCCAGUGGAAAAGAAGGGCUUUAUUGGAAGAAAGAGAGAAGGCGAUGUUAACAAUCUGGAAGACGGGUAUAAGGGCAAGAAACCCGAGUUAACUUGUGAGUACCAUGCGGGUAAUCCUGGGCAUGGGAUUGAAACCUGUUACGCUUUCAAGAAAAGAUUGAUGGAGCUUAUUAAGAUAGGAUGGGUAUCCUUUGAAGACAAGCCCAAUGUUAAUUCAAACCCGUUGCCUAAACAUGCCUCAAGUAGUAGUGGAAUAGGCAUGAUCGAAGUGGGAAAUCAAUGCAAGGUGUUGAAGGUGUCCAUGAAGAGGUUGUACGACAUGUUGGUACAAUCAGGAUUUCUAAAGACAAAGGUGGAGAGCCAUUUAGAGGGAGAUGAUUACUGUGAAUACCAUGGAAGAGAAGGACAUCAUAUUGAGGAUUGCAUCGAGUUUUGCGAAAAGAUGGCAAAAAUGCUAAAAAUGGGGGAGUUGAGGAUUGAACCCGUAAAGAGCAGCGGAGAGGUGAGUAUGAUGGAAGGUCAGAUGGAGAUGACAGGAGUAUGCAGGGUCCAACAAACAGCUAAUGGUCCCCCAAGGCUAAUCUUGGUUAAACCGUCCUACACAAAAGGGAAUCACAAUGCCAUGCCUUAUAAUUAUGGUUAUGCCUCCAACGUUCAAGCUCCUCUUCCUUUGUUCCAGACUGAGAUAAGUGGGUUGACCAGGAGUGGUCGUUGCUUUACUUCCGAGGAGUUGAGGAAGGCAAAGGGCAAAGAAGUGGUAGAUCUGGACCAAGCACUAGAAGUUAAUAAGCCCGUAACGGAAGAGGAGUCGAAUGAAUUCCUGAAGUUGAUCAAGCAUAGAAAAGUACUCAUUGAUAAUGGCUCGGCCCUUAACGUGUUGCCAAAGCACAUGUUGGAAGAAAUGCCGAUCGAUGAAUCCCAUAUAAAGCCAAGUACUAUGAUGGCCAGAGCGUAUGAUGGCUCACCUAGGCCAAUAAUUGGGACUCUAGAAGUGGAGCUAUAUGUGGGACCACAAAUGUUCCUAGCUGAGGAGACAGUAUCCAUGAUAAAGAAUGUGGCUGUGCCUUUUAUCGAAGCGAAUGAUUGCAAGGGUAACAAUAUCCAUGCCUUUGAGAUUGUGAACACCGACUGGGUGCCGGAGAAUACAGUGCUAAGAAGGCCAAGGAUCUCAGAAGCAGCAAGGAUGGCAAGUCUAUGCCUUUUGAACCGCGGGAUCCCAGUUCAGUAUAACUUUAUUAUCAGGAUACCAGAAGGGGUUAAUCUGGCAAGGAUGAAAAGUGCUGCUCAAAGAUUUGGGUUAGGAUACCAACCUAACCAAGAAGAUUAUCGGUGGGCUGCUGGUCGGAGAAGGGCAAGAAGGAUGGCUAGAAUUAAAGGAAGAGAGCCUGAUGAAGAAAAGCUAGAAAUCCCUCCCCUUAGCGUGUCAUUCUCAAAAGCUGCAUACAUAAUGCAACAUGAUAAAGAAGCUGAAAGCCUCGAUCAAGAGCUGUCAAACCUGAGCAUAAAUACCUUGGGGGAAAACAAGGUGGAAGGAGAUGACAUGAAGACAGUAGCAAGAAAGGGAGAUGAAGCACUCCCACAACUGACGGUCUACACCAUAGAAGAAGUCUCCGCCAAGACCUUUGUGCGCAAGCUAGUAGAACAACAGGAACAGACUUGGAAGCCUAUCGUCGAGGAACUCGAAACCAUCAAUGUGGGUAGUGAUCAGCUCAAGAAAGAGUUGAAAAUAGGUACCUUAGUUACUUCUGAACAAAGGACAAAAAUGAUCGCCCUGUUACAAGAAUAUGCAGAUGUCUUUGCUUGGUCUUAUGAAGAUAUGCCCGGUUUGGACACAAAUAUUGUAGUACACAAGAUACCGUUGGAAGAAGGCUGUAAGCCAAUCAAGCAGAAGCUGAGGAGGGCCCACCCGGAUGUCUGGAUCAAGGUCAAGGCAGAACUCGAGAAGCAAUGGGAUGCUGGUUUUCUAGAAGUAGUUAGGUAUCCACAAUGGGUAUCUAACAUUGUUGUGGUGCCUAAGAAGGAAGGGAAGAUUAGAGUAUGCGUGGAUUUUCGGAAUUUGAAUAAAGCUAGCCCCAAGGAUGAUUUUCCUUUACCACACAUAGAUGUUUUAGUGGACAAUGCAGCCCGGAGUUCCACAUAUUCCUUUAUGGAUGGUUUUUCGGGAUACAACCAGAUAAAAAUGGCUCCGGAGGAUAAGACGAAAACAACUUUUGUCACACCGUGGGGGACAUUCUGCUAUAAGGUCAUGCCAUUUGGAUUGAAGAAUGCAGGAGCAACCUAUCAAAGAGCAAUGGUGACUUUGUUCCACGACAUGAUGCACAAGGAAAUUGAGGUGUAUGUAGACGACAUGAUUGCCAAGUCUAAAAGAGGAGAGGAUCAUGUUGAAGUUUUGAGGAAGUUGUUUGAGAGAUUGAGGAAGUAUGAACUAAGGCUCAAUCCUGCCAAAUGUUCAUUUGGAGUUAAAUCGGGUAAGCUGUUAGGAUUUGUGGUAAGUGAUAGAGGUAUAGAGGUGGAUCCAGAUAAAGUAAGGGCCAUCCAAGCUAUGUCAUCCCCUAAGACGGAGAAGGAAGUAAGAGGAUUCUUGGGAAGGAUAAACUACAUUGCUCGGUUCAUAGCUCAGUUAACAACGACGUGUGAACCAAUAUUCCGACUACUAAGGAAAAAGAAUCCUGGAACCUGGAAUGAGGAGUGUGAGGAGGCAUUCAAUAAAAUCAAGCAUUAUUUGCAAAAUCCACCUUUACUGGUCCCUCCGGUAUCGGGAAAACCUCUAGUAUUGUAUCUAACAGUGACUGAAGCAGCUAUGGGAUGUGUAUUGGGUCAGCAUGAUGAAACCGGAAGGAAGGAAAGAGCUAUUUAUUACUUAAGUAAGAAAUUCACUGAAUGUGAGUCUAGAUACACGGAGAUAGAAAGGCUUUGUUGUGCGUUGGUGUGGGCAGCAAAGAGGUUGCGGCAUUAUAUGUUAUACUAUACCACUUGGUUGAUUUCAAAAGUGGAUCCUCUGAGGUACAUUUGUAACAAGCCAUUUCUCUCAAGUCGAAUUGCAAGGUGGCAAGUUCUAUUAGCAGAAUAUGACAUAGUAUACAUGACAAGGAAAGCUGUAAAAGGAAGUGCAAUCGCGGACCAUCUGGCCGAUAAUGCUGUUGAAGAUUACGAACCUUUGGAUUUUGACUUCCCUGAUGAAGAUAUAUUGUCAAUAGAGAAAGAAGAAGAGAAGACAGAUUGGUGGACGAUGUUUUUUGACGGUGCAGUGAAUGUAUAUGGUAACGGGGCCGGUGCGGUAAUAAUCUCUCCAGAUAAGAAACAGUAUCCAGUUUCGGUUAAACUACAUUUCGAGUGCACCAACAACACAGCUGAGUAUGAAGCUUGUAUCCUCGGGUUAGAAGCGGCAUUAGAGUUGAAGAUAAAGAAGUUAGAUGUAUAUGGAGAUUCAAUGUUGAUUAUCUGUCAGGUUAAAGGGGAAUGGCAGACUAAGGAGGAAAAGUUAAGGCCGUACCAAGAAUACCUAUCCACGCUAGCAAAGGAAUUUGAAGAAAUUAGAUUCACCCAUCUGGGAAGGGAGGGGAAUCAUUUUGCGGAUGCUUUGGCCACACUAGCUGCUAUGACUACCAUUGAUCUCAAGUGCAAAGUACAACCGGUCCACAUUGACAUUAGAAAUGACCCAGCUCAUUGUUGCUUAGUUGAAGGAGAGAUAGACGGACAGCCUUGGUAUUAUGAUAUCAAGAACCUUGUGCAAAAUCAGGAAUAUCCAGUGGGAUCCUCCAAAACGGAUAAGAAAACCUUGAGAAGGUUGGCUACAGACUUUUAUUUAGAUGGAGAGAUUCUGUACAAAAGAUCAUUUGAUGGAACCUUGCUAAGGUGUUUGAAUGAGGCAGAUGCUAGAAAGGCAUUACGGGAGGUCCAUGAGGGGAUUUGCUCAACCCAUGCUAGCGGGCAUAUGAUAGCAAGGAAAAUCCAAAGGGCCGGUUAUUUUUGGAUGACACUAGAGAAAGACUGUAUCGACUAUGUCAGGAAAUGUCAUAAAUGUCAAGUUUACAGUGACAAGGUCAAUAUGCCACCAGCUCCUCUAUUUAAUCUGAUAUCUCCUUGGCCAUUUGCAAUGUGGGGAAUCGACGUGAUCGGACCUGUUAACCCAAAAGCUAGCAACGGUCAUAGAUUCAUCCUUGUGGCUAUUGACUACUUCACCAAAUGGGUGGAAGCUAAUUCGUAUGCCCAUGUAACACAGAAGGUAGUGAAGAGGUUCAUAGAAAAGGAUUUGAUUUGUCGAUAUGGUCCUCCGGAAAAGAUAGUGACAGAUAAUGCACAGAAUUUCAAUGGCAAAAUAAUAGUGGAGCUGUGUACUAAAUGGAAAAUCAAGCAUUCGAAUUCCUCACCAUACCGACCAAAAAUGAAUGGCGCAGUAGAAGCCGCCAACAAGAACAUCAAGAAGAUUAUUCAGAAAAUGGUAGUCACAUACAGAGAUUGGCAUGAGAUGUUGUCAUUCGCUCUUCAUGCAUACCGCACUACAGUUAGGACCUCGACGGGAACAACUCCAUAUUCGUUGGUGUACGGUAUGGAAGCAGUGAUGCCUUUGGAAGUAGAAAUCCCGUCGUUAAGAGUAUUGAUGGACUCCGAAUUAGAAGAGGCCGAGUGGGCCAAAGUGAGAUAUGAGCAACUGAACCUGAUCAGUGAAAAGAGGAUGGCUGCAAUAUGUCAUCACCAACUGUACCAGAAACGAAUGGCCAAGGCAUAUGAUAAGAAGGUUAGACCGCGGUUAUUUCAAGAAGGGGAUCUAGUAUUGAAGAAAAUAUUGUCACUACCUGGAGACGAUCAAAGCAAAUGGGCACCGAAUUACGAAGGUCCUUACAUAGUUAAGAAGGCAUUCUCAGGAGGAGCACUGAAGUUGGCUAGAAUGGAUGGAGAAGACCUAGCUCGACCUGUGAAUUCUGACUCUGUAAAAAGAUAUUAUGCUUGA